CUGUCCACAAUGUUUGUCUACUCACCCUAUUCGAUUGUGUAUUGACUAUCAACUAGUUAUACCACCGUGUCACAACCUUACUUUUACUCAGCUUAGCCUCCAGUCAUCUACUAGACUCGACACUGGUUGCCUUAGAGGCAGUUCUACUCUAUUUCUCCGCUUUGCUGUCGAAAGCCGUCCACCGAAAAUUUGUUCCACGCACCAGCUCUGUGACCGAACACAAACCACGCUGAACCGCAUCCAGACAUCCGCCGGUGCUGCUUCGUCGCCAGCACUAGGGACCCGACCUUCCCCGCCGCCAUGUCCAAGCACACCUACCUCUCCUCGGCCUCUGCGUCGGUGACCCGCCGGGGAUCAUUGGCCGGCUCGGCUAGAUCAAUGUCAAUCGUGAAGCUCCAGGAGCCAGAGUUGGUGCUGAAAGGAGCCAUCAAGCCUCUGAAGGCGCUCAUGCCUGCCAGGCACGCCACCGGCUGCUACUCUGCCCGAUUUUCUCCAAAGGGAGACGUUCUCGCAGGAGGAUUUGGCAACGGGGCCGUCCUGCUGUAUGAGAAGGACGACGAGGGCCUGUACACGAGGCAGAGCACGUUGCGCAAAGGCUCGCGCUACGCGGAUGACACGGUCAUGGCUGUACGCUUCCAUCCCAAGGAGACGCAGUACCUCUACUCGUGCGCGGUGGUUGGCACGGUAUUCAAGCAUAAUCUGGCAGGUGGCGCGGACGAGAAGUGCACCAAGUUCUGUGACGAGAACAACAACCGGAUCAACGCCAUUGACUUAAACAUGACCGGUGAAUUUCUGGCCUCCGGAGGAAAGGACCUCAAUAUUCGUAUAUACGACACCAAAACACAGGAGCUUAAGCAGGAGUACACUGGCUUCCACAUGCACAGCGUCGACAAGGACUCAGGAGGGCACGCGCUCAGCGUGUACUGCAUCAAGUUCCACCCGGACCAGCGGGAGGUCCUCCUCACUGGCGGCUGGGACGACACCAUCAAGAUAUGGGACAUGAGGACGGAGCCGGGGCUGGUCGGCUCGCUGGGAGGGCCUCACAUCUGCGGCGAGGCCAUCGACAUCAGGGGAGAGACGGUGGUGAGCGGUUCGUGGCAGGCGGAGCAAGCCAUCCAACUGUGGGACCUACGCGAACGGCGACCCAUCAAGUCUCUCGGCACCUCACACGACACCAAGCUGCAGGGGGAUAACCUGUACUCGGUCCAGUUCGCCCGCACCGAUCCGGACGGCAACCACGUGAUCGCGGCUGGUUCGGGCACCAACAGCUUCCAGUACAUCAACCACCGCACCGAGAAGGUGCUCGGCACUGGCACCACGGAGAAGCCGUUCCACACCGUAGACAGCUACGGCCGGACCCUGGUGGCGGCCGGCGGCGACGGCUGGAUACGCUUGCUGCACGUGCCACGGCACCAGCACACCUAAAGCUGCAGACUUUGACACAAAUGAGGCUGUAUCUGCCACGACACGAGCGUAUCCGAGGCCGCACGUGUCAUGACACCCACACACCUGAUACGUAUGUGCCACAAGACCAACAUGCCUGAUGCCCCGUGCCACGAGACCAACACGCCUGGUGCCCCUUACCCAGAGACCAACACGCCUGGUGCCCUGUGCCACAAGACCAACAUGCCUGAUGCCCCGUACCCAGAGACCAACACGCCUGGCGCCCCGUGCUACAAGACCAGCACGCCUGGUACCCCGUGCUACAAGACCAGCACGCCUGGUGCCCUGUGCCACCGCACCGACACACACCUCGCGUCAGAGAUGGAGGUGGAGCAGCGGCGCCGGGUUCGAAUCACUCACCAUCACAUCACCGUGGCCGCCUCCGCGGUUUCUCCUGGUGCCUGUUGGUCAGAUGUCAGGCCGGCCGUGCGGACAGGGGACGAAUUGGACGCCUGCACCCAAUGCCGGCUUGGUGCCUGCUCACGCGUGAUAUGCUUGGUUGCUAGUUUGCCGAGUUACUUGUGUCGCUAUGUUACUUGUUUGUGGGCGAGGAGGAGCAUCACACAGCGUGGGAAGACCUGGAACCUUAGUUUUUGUCAAACGGCUUGUUGUCCAUCUAAAAGGCCUGCGGGUGCAGUGGACAUUGUGUUUACCACUUCCAUUAUUGCUUUUGUCAGGUAC
This is a messenger RNA of Pollicipes pollicipes, 2124 nucleotides long. RefSeq names its product receptor for activated C kinase 1A. Gene Ontology annotation, molecular function: protein binding. The record is from RefSeq and is a predicted model, not a curated record. The transcript is spliced from 11 exons. NCBI's taxonomy places the organism in Eukaryota, Metazoa, Arthropoda, Thecostraca, Pollicipedomorpha, Pollicipedidae. Bases 301 to 1425 code for a protein of 374 amino acids.